Messenger RNA from Arvicanthis niloticus (Nile rat), 6451 nucleotides. It is a transcript of the gene Snx13, whose product is annotated as sorting nexin 13. The record is from RefSeq and is a predicted model, not a curated record. Gene Ontology annotation, cellular component: early endosome. Lineage: Eukaryota; Metazoa; Chordata; Mammalia; Rodentia; Muridae. Gene Ontology annotation, biological process: positive regulation of GTPase activity. Gene Ontology annotation, molecular function: phosphatidylinositol binding.
UCUUCCAAGAUGGCGGCCCGUCCGUCGCGAGCAGCCGGGCCGGGGGGAAGCCAGCGAAGCCGAGUAAAGCCGCCGCCCGGGACAGGACUGAAGCAGCAGUUGCCGCCGUUGGCGGCGGCCCGGGCAGUUUCCGCUGCUGCUACGGCUGUUGCCAUGCGGCGAGGCUAGGGAGGACCUCACUCCCCCGGGGUGUAAUGAUGUUAACAGAGGCCAGUCUAUCCAUAUGGGGAUGGGGAAGCCUUGGCAUUGUCCUUUUUCUAAUAACCUUUGGACCCUUUGUAAUAUUUUAUUUGGCAUUUUAUAUCCUCUGCUUUGUGGGAGGGGGUUUAGUGGUUACUCUUCUGUAUGGGAAAACUAACUCAGAAAAAUACCUAGAGCAGUGUGAACACUCAUUUCUUCCUCCAACAUCAUCUGGGGUUCCUAAGUGCUUAGAAGAAAUGAAACGAGAAGCCAGGACUAUUAAGAUUGACAGAAGAUUGACGGGUGCCAAUAUAAUUGAUGAGCCUCUCCAGCAAGUUAUCCAGUUUUCCUUGAGGGAUUAUGUCCAGUACUGGUAUUACACAUUAAGCGAUGACGAGUCAUUUCUUCUGGAAAUUAGGCAAACUCUGCAGAAUGCACUCAUUCAGUUUGCUACUAGGUCAAAAGAAAUCGACUGGCAGCCUUAUUUUACUACACGCAUUGUAGAUGAUUUUGGCACUCACCUACGAGUAUUCAGAAAGGCUCAACAGAAAGUAACAGAGAAAGAUGAUCAAGUCAAAGGUACAGCAGAAGAUCUGGUAGAAACCUUUUUUGAAGUUGAAGUUGAAAUGGAGAAGGAUGUUUGCCGAGAUCUAGUGUGCACUUCUCCCAAAGAUGAAGAAGGAUUCCUAAGGGAUUUGUGUGAGGUUUUAUUAUAUUUAUUGCUACCUCCUGGAGAUUUCCAGAGCAAGAUCAUGCGAUACUUUGUCAGGGAAAUCCUUGCACGAGGAAUUCUUCUUCCAUUAAUAAAUCAACUCAGUGAUCCUGAUUAUAUUAAUCAAUAUGUCAUAUGGAUGAUCCGUGAUUCAAAUUGCAACUAUGAGGCCUUUAUGAACAUUAUUAAAUUAAGUGACAAUAUUGGAGAGUUAGAAGCAGUCAGAGAUAAGGCGGCAGAAGAGCUACAGUACCUUAGAUCUUUAGAUACAGCCGGUGAUGAUAUUAACACUAUCAAAAAUCAAAUAAAUAGCUUAUUAUUUGUAAAGAAAGUAUGUGACUCAAGAAUACAGCGGUUACAGUCAGGCAAAGAAAUAAAUACUGUGAAGCUAGCAGCAAACUUUGGGAAACUUUGUACAGUCCCCUUGGACAGCAUUCUUGUAGAUAACGUUGCACUACAAUUUUUUAUGGAUUAUAUGCAGCAAACUGGAGGCCAAGCACAUCUCUUCUUUUGGAUGACAGUGGAAGGGUACCGGGUCACAGCCCAGCAGCAGCUAGAGGUUCUCUCUAGUCGUCAGAGAGAUGGCAAACAGCAGACUAACCAAACCAAAGGUCUUUUAAGAGCAGCAGCUGUUGGAAUUUAUGAACAGUAUUUAUCUGAAAAGGCAUCUCCAAGAGUUAUUGUUGAUGACUAUUUAGUAGCAAAAUUAGCAGAUACUUUGAAUCAUGAAGAUCCAACUCCAGAAAUCUUUGAUGACAUACAAAGAAAGGUAUAUGAAUUGAUGCUACGAGAUGAAAGAUUUUAUCCUUCCUUCAGGCAGAAUGCGCUUUAUGUGCGGAUGCUAGCUGAGCUUGAUAUGUUAAAAGAUCCUAGUUUCAGAGGAUCAGAUGAUGGGGACGGAGAAUCUUUUAAUGGAUCUCCUACAGGAAGCAUAAAUUUGUCUUUAGAUGACCUUUCAAGUGUGACUUCUGAUGAUUCUGUACAACUUCAUGCCUACAUUUCAGACACUGUAUAUGCUGACUAUGACCCAUAUGCUGUGGCAGGCGUUUGUAAUGAUCAUGGCAAGACAUAUGCACUAUAUGCCAUCACUGUACACCGGCGCAACCUCAACACUGAGGAGAUGUGGAAAACCUAUCGGCGUUAUAGUGACUUCCAUGACUUCCACAUGAGAAUCACUGAGCAGUUUGAAAAUCUGUCAAGCAUAUUGAAGCUUCCUGGUAAAAAGACUUUUAACAAUAUGGAUAGAGAUUUCUUAGAAAAGAGGAAAAAGGAUUUAAAUGCCUAUUUGCAGUUACUCUUGGCUCCUGAAAUGAUGAAGGCAUCCCCGGCGUUGGCCCACUGUGUCUAUGAUUUCCUUGAGAACAAAGCCUACAGUAAAGGGAAGGGUGAUUUUGCUCGAAAGAUGGACACUUUUGUAAAUCCGCUUCGCAACUCUAUGAGGAACGUUUCAAAUGCAGUCAAAUCCCUUCCUGAUAGCUUGGCAGAAGGAGUGACAAAAAUGUCGGACAACGUGGGCAGAAUGUCAGAGAGAUUAGGGCAAGACAUAAAGCAGUCAUUUUUUAAGGUACCUCCUUUAAUUACGAAGACUGAUUCAGAUCCUGAACAUUGUCGAGUCUCAGCUCAGCUUGAUGAUAAUGUGGAUGACAAUAUUCCACUUAGGGUAAUGCUGCUUCUAAUGGAUGAGGUGUUCGACUUAAAAGAGAGAAACCAGUGGUUGAGAAGGAAUAUCAAGAAUUUACUCCAGCAACUUAUUAGAGCUACAUAUGGUGAUACUAUUAACAGAAAAAUAGUUGACCAUGUUGACUGGAUGACCUCACCGGAACAAGUAGCUGACUCGGUGAAGCGUUUCAGAGAUGCAUUUUGGCCCAAUGGCAUUUUAGCAGAGACAGUUCCAUGCAGAGAUAAGGCUAUUCGAAUGAGAACAAGAAUUGCAGGAAAAACAAAAUUAUUUGCAAUUAUGCCAGAUGAACUGAAGCACAUUAUUGGAGCUGAGACAACACGGAAAGGUAUUCUUCGUGUUUUUGAAAUGUUUCAGCACAACCAACUAAAUAGGAGAAUGGUGUAUGUCUUCUUAGAAGGCUUUUUAGAAACCUUAUUUCCACAAUAUAAAUUUCGUGAACUUUUCAACAAACUUCAUUCAAGGUCAAAGCAAAUGCAGAAAUAUAAGCAAAAACUUCAAAGUACUCAAGCGCCUUCUUUACAAAAAAGGUGACACUCCAUCUUGUGAAGCUGGUGUUCAUUUUGUCCAGGACUAAUGGUGUGGACAGAUCUUCUGGGGUGUAACUCACAUACUGUUGUGUCUACACCAGUCUCUCCAUGUCUCAAAACAGAUUACUAGUACAUCCGUAAGACUGGUUCUUCUCAUUCUCAUCUGUAAUCCAGCCACUACCAAGAGAGAUCCCUGUGUCUUACAUGAUUUGGUGCAUAAUUUGCAACACUGAGAGGAUACUGCCCUGUCUCAUUCAAGACUGGAGUUGCUCUCUUCUGUUCCAAACUAAUCAGCAUUCUCUCCCAGUGCCAGAGUGCCAGAGAGUGUGUGUGCGAGAGUGAGGGAAGCACAAAACAACGGGUUAUGGGUAACUUAACUAACUACUGUAGCAGCUGCAGACUGCAGUGGAUAAUUGGAGAGAUUUGUUUCACUCAAGGAUCUUGUGGGUCGUCAGCAUUUUGCUAUCAUGUGGGUUAGCAGGUGAGUGAUCUUUAGAACAAUUGUUCAAUUGUUUUAAGGCGGCCUGGGCAAAGUGAGAGAAAGAAUGCCCUUAAUGUAGGAAAUAGCCCUUUCCAAAUUACAGUCUUGUGUAAAGUAAAGCACUAUAAAAUAAAACCAAUCAAAAUCAGAAUUUGGUUGGAUUUAUUAUUCAUUGAUAGAAGUGUUCAUUGAUUUUCUUUUUUAUGUGCUGUAAGGGCUGGGCUUUGCUCUUACGGUUCUCAACUCUCCACUUCUCCUUUGGCAUUCUGUGCAGAAGAAGCAUGUGGUAGCUCUCUUAUGAGUUCAAUUUUUUUUUAAUCUUUUAACAGAUUACUGAUUAUAUAGAAGGGAAAUUAUUUACUGUAAGAACUGCCAAAUACAUUGUCCUUCUAAAAAUUGGAAAUUAAAACAGUACUCUAUUGAAAGUUACCAUAUGAUAACUUUAAAUCGUAUGAUCUAGACAUGCCUUAGGUAACUACCAAUAUAGCAAAUCAAAGAGUUAAUGAGCUUAUAGUCCUAUGUAAACAUACAAUGCCUAAUUCUACUAUGUGUACAUAUAUGAAAAUAAAUAAUGAAAACAGAACUGUACUAUUUUUAAAAAUAUGCUUUUAUUUAUAUUUCGCAUAAUGUAAAAUUCUAAAUAAAGCUAGUACACAAAACCCUUUGGUGUAUACAUUUAACGCCCUAAUAUUUUAUAUCAGUGAAACAAAAUACCUUUUCCAGUUGUGAAGCCUUUGCAUUUCCUAGUGUUCUCUCCAUUUUGUCCAUUAGGAAGUCUUCAUAUCCCAUAUAUGCAGGAUUUCUGUACUUUUAAAUACUUCCAAUGACUAAGGGUUUAGAUAUAUUAGCUCUUUUUGUUUUAAAAAUAUUUAACACUAAAACCUUAAAAUAGUGAAACUACUUUUCAGACCACUGAGCCAGUAUCCUGAUAUUUAAAGAAUGUUUGGGUGCUUAUUGUAAAGGGACAGAGUAUUGAUAAUCCAGAAGAUUGGAAUAGGACUUUGUCUUGCUGUCACUCAGAUUCUUCUUACCCAGUGAAGCCUAGUAGUAAGAGGGAAGCCUUCCUGUAAAGCUUCGUGAUGCUUAUCAGUGCUGUGUGCAUACGUGUAGUAUGCACAUAUUCACCUGAAAGCUUCGUGAUGCCUGUCAGUGCUGUGCAUACGUGUAGUAUGUACAUAUUCACCUGUAAAGCUUCAUGAUGCUUAUCAGUGCUGUGUGCAUACGUGUAGUAUGUACAUAUUCACCUGUAAAGCUUCGUGAUGCCUGUCAGUGCUGUGCAUACGUGUAGUAUGUACAUAUUCAGCAUGUGUUGCAUGUCUUUCAGAAUUACAUAAGUAAAACCCCUUUUUGAAACUUGCAAGUGAGGAAAGAUUGUUUCUCUGGCAGAAGAACUUUUUCCUGUACUCCUGCCCUGCCCUGCUGGCCCUUCAUUGGCCCCAGACUUACAAUUGGAUGCAUCAAGUGAGUAGACAGCAUCAGCAUGGCCACAAGUGCAAUAAUCUCAUACAUAGCCUCCCGUUUCAAUGUUUCAAUAUUGUUACAUAAGUACAUUUAAGUGGAUACAGAAGGAUUCUUGCAAGAGCCUAGUGUGUACAUGUGAAAAGUGUUUCUAUAUAAAGUGAGAAAACUGUCAACCAGGGGAAAAAGAGGUCGUAUAAACUGCAGAUCUUCUCACAGCCCUGCAAGACAACUGCAAUCACACAACACCAAACAAAGAGCAAAAACAAAACUAUGUGUUUUUAAGGGGAUUUUUGUUGAGAAGCAUUUAUAUUUCAGGAGCAGAAAUGUCAAAUGGCCAUGUGUCUGUGCACGGCUGUGUUUUACAACGAAGAGUGUGGCCGUGCUAUAGCUACAGAUAACCUAGGCUUGGUCCAGCUGUGUAGAGUAUUUAACCCAUAAGCAAAGGACAGUGUUCUACGUUUAAUAAAGUUACUAUAUUUUGUGCACUUGUUGCACAUAUGAACAUAUACACAAAAAGGUUUUAUGUCUUCUGCUGAAUGCUUUUAAGUCAGUGGUGCCUUUAGGCAAGAAUCAUCAAAAUUCAUCAUUUUUUUGGGUUUUCUGAUAUUUUUUUCAGGUAGUGUAAAACUGCAAAGAAACCAUCAUAGCUUAUUCACCUACAAUUUGAUUGUGUGACUUAAACGUAGCACUUAGAUGAGUAUUUCCUAUAAUUCGAGUGUUCCAUGUAGUUGCUGGAAACAGUUGUGCCAUUGACCAGUGGAUGCACUUUGUUAGCCUUAAUUUAAAACAAAAAAAAAAUUAUUGAAUAUAUCAGUUUGAUCACUAUAAGUUUGCUGCAGGUGUUUGGGGAAAAAAUAGUUAAGUGCAAUGAAAGUGUACCAGUUUUUAAAAAGAGAAAUUAAGAACAACAUAAAUUUCACAAUCUACAGUUUUAAUUUUGUGCAAUAUUUUCAUUUAAUGCAUGUUUAUUUGAGUAAUUGUACAAUAACUACAUUUUUAAUGUUUUGAAAUCUAAUUUAACUGUCUUCUUAACCCAACAACUUCAUUCUGUUGUUGCUGCACCUUAAUUAAGGACUUGUUUUAAAAGUCUUUUUGUCACUCCUUGUAUAAUUCUUUUCUUAGUAGAAUACUUUUGCUUAUGGGAGCAUGGCUCCUGUGUUAUAAGGGAAAACUAAAGAGCACAUUUUAGGAUUUGAAUUGUUACAAAUUACCUUGUGCAUAUCAUUGUACAUACGUGUCAGUCGUGCCUAACCGCGCUCUAUCAGUGCUCUCCUCCUGUAACCAAGGGGAAAGAAUCAGAAUGUCAGUUAUUUUUAUUAACUACAGAAAUUAAAAUUUUUAUUUGGUUUGUGUUAUGUUCUGUCUGUUAGAAAAUACUAAUAAAGUAUUAAAUGAUUCUGUUGAGUUUA